Messenger RNA from Sparassis crispa, 723 nucleotides. RefSeq lists its product as hypothetical. The record is from RefSeq and is a predicted model, not a curated record. NCBI's taxonomy places the organism in Eukaryota, Fungi, Basidiomycota, Agaricomycetes, Polyporales, Sparassidaceae. The transcript is spliced from 3 exons. Bases 1 to 723 code for a protein of 240 amino acids.
AUGAACGAAUGCAGCUUCUCCACGCUCUCAGAGGCUGAAAAUUUGAACAAAAGGGAUGCAUUCGACCUGGAAGUGAAUGUCUUGGCGCAGAAUCUGCUCGAACACUUGUGGCUAGCAUGUAACGAAUUAGACGGAGUAUUCCUACAAUUUUUUGUCGUAGUUAGCGAAGACGCGGUCGCUGCCACUCUCAAAAGUCCGCACCAAUCCAUAGACGAAGUGGAGCGCAAGACCAAUAGAGCUAAAGAUGAACACGCGCAGAAAGGGAAGACGCUACGAUGCACUGGUAUCGGUGCGGUUGCCGGUGGGGUACUCGUCGGCGUCACAGGCGGGCUGGCAGCGCCUCUGGUGGACGCAAACAUCUCCACCAUCUUCGCCUGGCUCGGCGUCGGCGGCACCGCAGCGGGUUUGCUCGCCAGCGGGCUUGCCAGUUCGUCAGUAGUCUGCGGAGCACUCUUUGGUGCCUACGGCUCAAAGAGAUCGGCAGAGGUCGUCAGUCGGUACACGAGAGAAGUGGAAGACGUGGCGAUUGUGCCCGUUCGACAGCCAAAGCAGACUCUAGCUGUGAGAUUGUGUGUCAGCGGUUGGCUGAACUCUCCGGAGGACGUGGUCACUCCGUGGACCGUGUUCAGUGGGGAUGACACGUUCUCGCUACAAUGGAGGCGUUGCAGAGGCUCUCCGAUGUGCUUACGGCUCUCAUUAAAGCCCAGGCUAUGCAGUAUGUGA